AUGUCUGCUGUUAAAAGAAUUUCCGUCUCCAAAUACAAGACCUUCAUGUUUGAUAUUGAAGGAACAACAACUCCAAUUGUUUUUGUUGCUGAAAAUUUAUUUCCAUACAUUAGAAAGUCAUUGAAAACUCAUAUUGAAGAAACAUGGGAAAGCGAAGAAACCAAAAAGGAUGUCCUCUCACUCAAGGAACAAGCAGAACAAGAUGCUAAUAGCCAAUCGGAUUUUAAGGAUGCUCCACAAAUUAACAUUGAUUCACAACAAUCUGUUAUUGAUAAUGUUGUUUAUAAUAUGGACAAGGAUAGAAAAAUGACUGCUUUGAAACAAUUACAAGGUCACAUGUGGAGAAGUGGCUAUGAAAGUGGUAAUAUUUUGGGAGAAGUUUAUGAUGAUGCUUUUGACUUUUUUGAAAGAAUCAAAAAGCAAGGAAAGAAUAUUUACAUUUAUUCAAGUGGAAGUGUACAAGCUCAAAAAUUAUUAUUCCAAUAUUCAACUCAUGGAAAUUUAUUACCAUACUUUGUUGAUCAUUUCGAUACAUCAAAUAUUGGAAACAAAUUGGAAAAAUCAAGUUAUGUUAAAAUUUUGGAAAGAACUGGAAUCCCAAAUAGUGAUAUCCUCUUCUUGACUGAUAAUAUCGGAGAAGCAAUUGCUGCAAGAGAAGCUGGUAUUGAUUCAGUACUCUCUGUUAGACCAGGUACUAUGAAAUUACCAGAAGAUCAUACUUUUGAAGCAGUCACCUCAUUCGAACAUCUUGAAUUUUAA
Molecule: messenger RNA, 759 nt
Organism: Naegleria gruberi
Lineage: Eukaryota; Heterolobosea; Eutetramitea; Acrasida; Naegleriidae
Exons: 1
Coding region: 1-759 (252 amino acids)
Molecular function (GO): acireductone synthase activity; magnesium ion binding
Source: RefSeq, a predicted model, not a curated record